AUGGGGAGAGCUGCCCACAGUAGGAGCCCAGGGCAGCUGGAAAACUCCGGCCUCUUCCUCCGAGCUUUCCUGCUCCUCUUCCUCCUCAGGCAUGUCUCUUCCCAGUGCAAGAUCCUCCGCUGCAACUCGGAGUACGUGGCGGCCACGCUCCACCUGCGCGGCCCCGAGCGCGGCGCCGCCUUCUGCACCGCGCUGCGCUCCUACUCGCUGUGCACCCGGCGCACGGCGCGCACCUGCCGCGGCGACCUGGCCUUCCACUCGGCCGUGCACGGCAUCGAGGACCUCAUGAUCCAGCACAACUGCUCCAAGGAAGGCCCCACGGCCCCGCCGCGGCCCCGGCCCGCGGCGCCCAACGCCGCGCACGGCUUCGAGUCGCUCGAUAUCUGCGAUUACGAGAGGAGUUUCCUCUACAAGCACGGCCGGCCCCCCGGUUUCCAGCACUGCGCUGCUUUUGGGGACCCCCACAUCCGAACCUUUCAUGAUGAUUUCCACACGUGCCGCGUGGAGGGCUCCUGGCCGCUCCUGGACAAUGAUUAUCUGUUUGUGCAAGCCACCAGCUCGCCGGUGGCCAAGGGGUCCAACGCGACGGUCACCAGCAAGCUCACCAUCAUCUUCAAGAACAUGAAGGAAUGCAUCGACCAGAAGGUCUACCAGGCCGAGCUGGACAACGUCCCCGCAGCCUUCCAGGACGGCUCCGUCGACGGCGGCGCGCGUCCCGGCGGGAGCAGCCUGUCCAUCCGCGAGCUCAGCCCCGGCCGGCACGUGGAGAUCCGCGCCGGCUACAUCGGCACCACCAUCGCCGUGCGCCAGGCCGGCCGCCAGCUCUCCUUCUCCAUCCGCGCCGCCGAGGAGGUGGCCAGGGCCUUCACGGAGGAGCAGGACCUGCAGCUCUGCGUGGGCGGCUGCCCCCACAGCCAGCGCAUGUCCCGCAGCCCCCGCGGGCGCGGCCGCGUCCCCGCCGAGACGGCGCGGGCGCUGUGCCGGGAGAUGCUGCCCGUGGAGGAUGUCUACUUCCAGUCGUGCGUCUUCGACGUGGUCACCUCCGGGGAUGCCAACUUCACCAUGGCGGCGCACGGGGCGCUGGAGGAUGCCCGGCUCUUCCUGCCCGAUGCUGAGAAGCUCCACAUCUUCCAGGCUGGGGGAGGCUGCCAGCUCAGCUCUCCAUUGUUUCUGCUCCUCUUCCUCCUCCCGUGUGGAUUUUGGGCUGGUUUGUUGCACUUUUAA
Messenger RNA from Zonotrichia leucophrys gambelii, 1224 nucleotides. It is a transcript of the gene HJV, whose product is annotated as hemojuvelin BMP co-receptor. Gene Ontology annotation, cellular component: plasma membrane. Gene Ontology annotation, molecular function: coreceptor activity. The record is from RefSeq and is a predicted model, not a curated record. Bases 1 to 1224 code for a protein of 407 amino acids. Gene Ontology annotation, biological process: BMP signaling pathway. NCBI's taxonomy places the organism in Eukaryota, Metazoa, Chordata, Aves, Passeriformes, Passerellidae. The transcript has 3 exons.